GAUGACCAGGCACUGCCGCGCAAGACACAUUUGCAACCAAGGAGAAUCAAAAUAGAGAUCAAGAUCCACCUUCCACAAGCGCAAAAUGCUGAGGAAUUAGUUCCCUGCGUUCCCGUUCGUCACUUAGCUCGCAGCUCAUACCCCUGCUAAUAGAAUAAGAACGUCCGCGUCUCAGUUCCAGAGACAGUCGUGGUCGCCGACCUGUACGUAGUGCUGGUAGCUUGCAUUUGUAAAAAAACCAUACGCGGCGCUUUCUCGCGCAGCACCCAGGACGAGCUUGAUUUUCAAUCAUAUCCCGAAAGUGAACUACCAAUGGGUCGCGCGCCAGAAAACUUUGGGCCUGCCGUAGAAGUUGCGCCGGUCGUUGUAUUAAAGAUGAAGAAUUUUCUGUCGCCGGUACGCGUCGAAGAUUCGGACAGUGAUUUUUCCAGCCCGGGCGGCUGCGCCAGCAGCCGACGCGUGGGAGGAGCAAGUUCUUCCGGCACGGAGGAGGCUGGUCUGGGAAGCGGGAAUCAUCUUCGCGAGGGCGGCAGUAGUUCAGCCGGUGCAGCUGCGGUCUUCGGAUUCUCGUCGUCUGCCGGGACCAAACCUUUCGCGCGUCGAGGCAGUACAAAGAUGAUGAAGAAAGAUAGUUGUCUCCCUGUAUCGGAUUAUUUUGGUUAUUGAGUAGUACUAUCGAAAUUCAUUCUGUGCCCGUCUGUUUUUCCGCAGGAGGAGAGUAUUGUGCAGCAAGUCAAAUUCCCGCACCUGCUCCCUUCUGUUGGUCCUCAGGGAAAAUCAUGAGAAAUUCAUUUAUUCUUGACGCAUCGGCCUCACCCUCAGGCUCAACGUUCCGUACACGAAGACACCAAAUGAUGUAUGUACAUCGAUUCCAAAACUCAAAAACCUACCAGAUGGUCUUCUCCUGACCCACGGACCUGGACCGUUGUACACGGCCAAAGGGCGGAUGCGGAAUUAUCUGCCCUUGUUGCAGGAAGAGCACCCGAGCGACCAGCAGGACCAGCGUGCCGCGACUCUGGAAGUGGUACAGCCGACUGCUGGUGGUGGUGGGGAUCAUCGCGUAGUAACUCCAUUUCCACCGCAGCUGGCGCGCGAUGACACGGGGACUUCAGCAACUGGUCGUAAGGACAGCCUGGCAGGUUCAGGCUCCGAGGACGCAGGUCCCAUCAAGUCAAAAGAGAAACGGGAUGUUGAGCAGCCCGCAAACCAGACGCACGAAGCCAACUGCGCGCGAAGUAGACGGGAAGAUGUUGUUGAGGUCGCAAGCGAUAGCGGAAUAAGAGUCAUGACGGGGACGCCGCACGAAGUAGACAGCUGCGCUUUUCCGAUCGUGACAAAUGAAACUGUUACCAAGAUGAACAAUCGGAAUGCCACUCUAGCUUCGACAAGAAGAUCACCAUCGUUGUAG
Amoebophrya sp. A120 is the source of this 1408-nucleotide messenger RNA. The record is from the annotation of a GenBank genome assembly. Lineage: Eukaryota; Dinophyceae; Syndiniales; Amoebophryaceae.